GGGAAGAGGGAAGAAAUCCAACUGUUCCAAGAUUUCCUGGAGAGAGACUUUUGGCACUCUGGAAAAGGGGGAUCGUUCAGCUCCCUGAAUCUAUGCCCAGCCUGGGAGGAAGAUGAAACCAGUGAGAAAGGCUGCCAGUUCCUCCUCUUCCUCCUCUUCCGGUAGCAGCAGCUGCAGCCGCUCUCCACCCUCCACCCGGGCCAAAACUCAGAAGCGCAAGACCGCCAUUGACGAGAACCCCGCGCUUGAAGAAGGAGCAGAAGAGGAGGCGCCCGAUCAACCCCCAGCAUUUGUGGGUGCCCGGCGCAUGCAAGUACAGAUGGACCCCAGCUUGCGGGACUUGGCCGGAGCUCACGAUGACCCCUACAAACUGUCCGAAGGCGAAACACAGGCGGGGGCCGAGGCCUGCGGGACAGAAGCCUCCUUGAACCGCAAGACGGCUACUUUUAAGUCGCGGGCGCCAUGCCGGAAGUACCCUGGGGGUGAAGAAUCAAACGGCAGCGAGAACGUAGCCGCCACCUUGGCGGAUGAGCCUCGGCGCUGCCCUUCUUCCAGCACGGACACAGCCAGCGAGCACUCCGCAGACGAGAACGACAAGGGGGUGGGGAACAUGUGGGCAACGCCCCCCAGUGCGUACGACCUGCGCCAGCUGCGUUCCCAGCGGGUGCUGGCUCGGCGGGACGGACUCUUCCAGCCGGCCAUCGUGAAGCAGGUCAGACGAGGGCAGGACUUGGGGGUACAAUUUGUGGGGGACCGGGUUACAGCAUAUUACGAAGGGGCCCUGGGAUCUGCUGCUGUGGAUAUUGUGCUGGACGCUACCCCUCCCCCUGGAGCUUUGGCUGUGGGUGCCGCAGUCUGUGCUUGUAUGGACCCCGAGGAGACCGCUUACCAGGAAGGCAUGGUGGUGGAAGUCAGCGUCAAACCUGCUUCCUACAAAGUGCGAUUCACCCAUCCGGUGGUUCUCCCUGGAACUGCCAGUGCCAGCCGCAAAGACUCCGCCUGGGUGCCCCGCUUGGCCCUGCGCCUUCUGCGCUCCCCAUGGCAUUGUGACAAUCCUUCAGAAGACAACAAGCCACCCGAAGCAAUGCCUCCGUUGCCAGAGCCAGAGGAAGUUGCUCUGGCCCUCUCGUGCCCCGAGUCCAAGCAGCCCGAAGACGCCGAAGUAUCCAAGAUCAGUGCUGGGGUGCGGGCAGAGGAGAAGUCCGUGGCGGUGCCACCCCAGAUCCUGUCCCCCCCAAAGUCGCCAGCCUUCCCUCGCCUUCCUGAGCAGCGAUCGCCUUUGCUGAGUCCGGAAGCGAGCGGAAGCCGCAGCAGCAGCGUGAUGUCCGUGGAUAAGUGCAGCACACCGGGGUCCUCUCGCUCCCGUACGCCCCUCACUGCCGCCCAGCAGAAGUACAAGAAAGGAGACGUAGUGUGUACCCCCAAUGGCAUCCGCAAGAAGUUCAAUGGGAAGCAGUGGCGGCGACUCUGUUCGCGGGACGGCUGCAUGAAGGAGUCUCAACGGCGGGGUUACUGCUCGCGUCAUCUCUCCAUGCGCACCAAGGAAAUGGAAAGCCUCUCGGAAGGCCGAGCCAGUGGUCUGCGGGAGGGCAGCGCCGAGUUUGACUGGGACGAGACGUCGCGGGACAGUGAGGCCAGCAGUGCCCGGGGGGACUCACGGCCUCGGCUGGUGGCUCCUGCGGAUUUGUCACGCUUUGAGUUUGACGAGUGCGAAGCUGCCGUCAUGCUGGUGUCCCUGGGCAGCUCCCGUUCAGGCACCCCAUCUUUCUCGCCAGUCUCCAAUCAGUCCCCCUUCUCCCCUGCCCCCUCCCCCUCCCCGUCUCCUCUCUUUGGCUUCCGUCCAGCCAAUUUCAGCCCCAUUAAUGCCUCGCCCGUCAUCCAGCGGGCCGCCGCUCGCAGCCGCCACGUGAGUGCCAGCACCCCAAAGGGAGUUGGGGGUGCCGUGCUGAGCCCUGAGAUGUUGCACCACGCCACCUCCCGGGAGCGCCAUCAUUCGGGCAUCAGCUUUCAGACCAACCUUACCUUCACCGUGCCAAUGAGUCCCAGCAAGCGGAAAGCCGAGUCGCACCACAGCAGCACCAGCUCGGCAGCUGACUUCCACAAGAACGACAGUCUCGACUCGGGGGUGGAAUCCAUUUCCCACACCCCUACCCCUUCCACCCCUGCUGGCUUCCGGGCCGUGUCGCCUGCGGGCGCUGGGCCCUUUUCCUCGCGCUCCCAGCAGGCCUCCCCGCUCUUGCUGGUGCCCCCGCCAGCUGGACUGACCUCCGACCCGAGCCCCACGGUGAGGAGGGUGCCUGCCGUGCAGAGAGAUUCCCCGGUGAUUGUGCGCAACCCCGAUGUCCCGUUGCCUUCCAAGUUCACAGAGAAGCCGCUGGAGAGCCGAGGGGGAAGCCCAAGGAUGGGGAAAGCCGGCUCCAAGGAACACCUGUCGGGCAAAGGGCAGUUGCAAAUGCCGGUGCCCAUUAAUGUGGGCCGAACUCUGCCUUCCAGCCAGCCUAGCGUGGUAACUGUCCCCGAACAAGCCCCGCCCGUCUUCAGCGUGUCCUCCCCCUUUCAGCCUGUGGCCUUCCACCCCUCCCCAGCUGCCCUCCUGCCUCUCCUUGUGCCCGGAGAAUACACCGGCCACCCUACUCCCAAGAAGGAGAUCAUCAUGGGAAGACCUGGCACAGUGUGGACAAAUGUGGAGCCUCGAUCUGUGGCCGUGUUCCCAUGGCACUCACUAGUGCCCUUCCUGGCGCCAAGCCAGCCAGAUUCCUCCGUGCAGCCCAGUGAAGGCCAGCAGCCCGUCAGUCAUCCGUCCACAUCCAAUCAGAACAAAGAACCUCCUGAAUCGGCUGCUGUGGCCCAUGAACUCCCCGGGUUGUCUUCAGAGGCCGAUAGUGCAGGGAGGCCAACCCCCUCGCACCCCGACAGUCCCACUCCAGUUGCCCAACCUUCUACGGUGAUCCCAGGAGGAAGCGGAGUUCCAUCUCAGCAUGAUGAUGACCUCCCAGGACACCCGCGCCUAGACAGCGAGACGGAGAGCGACCAUGACGACGCGUUCCUAUCCAUUUCAUCUUCUGAGAUCUCAAUCCCACUACUGCCAGGCAAGCGGCGCACCCAAUCCCUGAGCGCACUGCCAAAAGAGCGCGAUUCCUCUUCCGAGAAGGAUGGUCGCAGUCCAAACAAGAGAGAAAAGGAUCACAUUCGGCGGCCCAUGAACGCUUUCAUGAUAUUCAGUAAGCGACACCGGGCCCUGGUGCACCAACGGCACCCCAACCAAGACAACCGUACCGUCAGCAAGAUCCUGGGCGAGUGGUGGUACGCUUUGGGGCCCAAGGAGAAGCAGAAGUAUCACGACUUGGCCUUCCAGGUGAAAGAAGCCCAUUUUAAAGCACACCCCGACUGGAAGUGGUGUAACAAAGAUCGGAAGAAGUCUAGUUCGGAUAUAAAAUCUGCCGGGCCAGGCGGUUGCCCCAAAGAGAUGCGUGAACGUAGCAUGUCAGAGACAGUUGCUUCUGAAAUGCUGUUGGGCCCAGACGUCAAAGCAGGUGUCAUGGGAUCCGGGCAUUGCCAUGGGGAGCGAAUCCUGCCCUCAGCCUCUGAUGCUCAGCGUCCACGGGCCUUUUCCCACAGCGGUGUGCAUGGCAUGGACAGUGACCGGGAUAAUCAGGUGUUGCAAGAGCUUACCCAGAUUUGCUCGGGACAGUCUCCGUAUGCCAGCGGGAAGGGUCAGUAUGGGGGGCUGGGCCCCUCAGGGUCCCCCUUUGCAACCCCAGGCGAGGGUCCCCGUCAUUCCCUGCACCCACAUUCCUCCCGUGCCUCUCGUUCUCAACGCACAACCAGUGAGGACAUGACCAGCGACGAGGAGCGCAUGGUGAUCUGUGAGGAGGAAGGGGACGAUGACGUCAUUGCUGAAGACGGGUUCAAUCCAGCUGACGUCGACUUGAAGUGCAAAGAACGAGUGACGGACAGCGAUAGUGAAGGAUCGUUAGGGGAUGAAUCUGACAGCAAGGACUUUGGACGGAAGCUCUUCGCCCCGGUGAUCCGGUCAGCAGCCCUGCCUCCUUCUUCUGCCGCCUUUGCCCCAUGUCGUCCACCACCUCCUCUGGACUUGGAGCCGCCUCCACCGCCCCCACCCCUACCGCCACCUCACAGUCACCAGGAGCAGCCCCCAUCCAAACCUUACAGUUCCUUCCAGAUGUCCCCCAGCACCUUCAAGUCCCAAGACUCGCAUGCAGCUCUCCGUCCCCACAACACCCCAACCAAGCGGUUAGAGGCCCGCUUUGACCCAGCGGCUGCCCCCUACAGGCGAAAGAGAGCGGACAGCGCAGGCGGUUCCCAGGGGCCUUCUGAGGCCGGGACGGCUCCCCUCUCUGUCCCCGCCCACUCCGUCAUCUCUCCGCCCAGCGGGGCGGUGCAGACUCUGGUGCUUCCGGAUUCGACCCGCUUGUCCACUGGCACCGUGCUGGUGACAGCCCCAUCUCUCAGCACCCCAAACAUGGGGGUGAUCGGCUACAGCGGAUCGCCCAGCUUUGUCCGGACUGCAUCCACCGUGGUCACCAACGUGGUCAAGCCAGUUAGCAGCACUCCUGUACCUAUUGCCAGCAAACCUUUCCUGCGUGGAACGGGGGACGCACUGCCGCUGGUCAGCCCCCCACCUUCCGACGGCAAUGCGAAGCCCGAAGGGAUUUCCGUCAGUCGACUCGGCUUGCUCUACGCCGAUAAAAAGGUUCCACAGACCUCUGCCAUGGCUGGAAUCCAAGCCACCUCUCCUCACUUAGUAGCUGGACCGCUUCUUGGCCAAGGCUUGGCUGCCGUGGGGAAGUGCCCCCCGACCCAAGGAAGUGUCGUGACCAAUCUCCUGGUAGGAACUCAAGGUUACAGCCAAGCCAGCGGUGCCGGAGGAGCUGGCGUUCCCGUGACUGUUUUGCCACCUGGCGCCAUUGCCCAACAGCCUUCUGUCCAGUUCAUUACCCAGAAUCCCUCCGGACAGAAUGGGCCGGUGCCACUUAGCAUCCUGCAGCCCCAAGGUAUUUUUUCAGGCACAGCAGGAAAGGCUGGGAGCAUCACUCAGGUUCAGUACAUCCUACCUACAUUGCCUCAGCAGCUACAGGUAGCCGGCGGGAAGAUUCCAGCAGCAGCAGGCACACCUGCAGCCGCCAGCAUUCACUUCACUCUGCCUCCCCCCAACGGAAAAGUCAUCACUGCCCCCCAAGGCAUCCCCAUCAUCCAGCCUGCCCCGGGAAGCAACAGCAACAGCGUGACAGUCAUGUCCUCAGCACCCAAAGUUCAGUCCGUGUCCCCUGUCCAGGCGCCGUCUCCCAGCAAUUCAGCCCACCUCGUGACUGGGCAGGUGAUGCCCCCCGCAGGGCUACAAGUACAAGGCAAAGUCUUGGUGCCAAUGGCAGCCUCCCAAGUGACAGUAAGGACCACCUCAGCCGCCCAGCUGCCUCUGGUUACUCCGCCUUUCACUGUCCCGGUGCAAAAUGGGAGUCAACCAGCCAGUAAGAUUAUCCAGCUCACUCCAGUGCCAGUUGUCCAGCCUCAGUCCUCUUCCCAGAGCAGUGCCACCUUGGUGCCCCCACUUAGCCCUGCUGCGCUCCAAGGCACCAUGGCCACCGCUGUCAUUGGUUCCCCGAGCCAGGCCCAGAAAGUCCUGUUGCCCUCCUCCUCAACCAGGAUCACCUAUGUGCAGUCGGCAGCUGGACAUGCUCUCUCCCUGGGCACCUCAACUUCUCAUUCUCAACCCAGCAUCCCUCCAGCUGCUCCUACCACCACCUACGUCCAGUCCCCAGUGGGGCCUGCUCCCAUGGCCCUGGGUUUCACAGCUAUUGGGCCACUGCUUUCGGGUCAGAAUCCUGUGCUGGCUUCGGGACAAGUGGGGGUGUCCCCACUUCAGAGCCCUCAACUCCCAGUUUCCGGUGCCGGACAAGGACAGGUCAUCACUGCCGUUUACCCCACCCCCACAGGGACCAGUCCUGUUCAGUCCGCCAGUCACAGCGUGGUCUAUUCGGUGGCCGCCACGGGCACUACCACGGUCUCCUCUCCCACAGCCAUCCUGCCCAAGGGAGGCAGCGCCAGUCAGAGUGCUGGAACUUCCAACCACAGCCUGAUUUCCACAGCCGCACAAGUGAUUCCUUCGACGCCCACUCGGCCUCAGCGCCCACCCCUCAAGCCUCCCCAGAAAGUCAAAGCCACCAUUGCGAACAUCCCAGUUGGUUCUUACGAAGCCGUCUAUUCACCAGGCCCCGUUCCCCCUCCUGCGGGGCAGCAGCACGACUCUGGAGCGGCGCGAUACCACCGGGAGACUGAAACCUUAGAACGGCCUUCGCGGGAGGCAGGGCCCCAAGACACUCCCUCUUCCCCCGCCUGCCAUGGCACCGCCGAAAAGAGUCCUGCCAAAGCUCAGGAGUUGAAGCGAGAUUGCUGGGAGCCAAUAUCACCCCCGGCGUCCCAGCCAUCGCAAGUAACGGAGACCCCGGCCGCAGAAGUCGUCUGGAGCCAGCGGGAGAUGGCAGCGGGGCCCAGCGAAGAGGGUGCUGUCCGUGAACCUCCACCAUCCUCUCUGUUAGGCAGCAAAGGGACAGAAAUGGCCCCGAAAUUCCCCAGCUCCCCUGACUGGAGAACAGCCGGUCCAGAGGCUCGUCCUGAGACUUCGGCCUCAUCUGCGGCUCCCAAUUCCUCCUCUUCGCUCAGUCCGAUCCCGUCAAAUGCCGGAGAGGGCUCCAGAAGCAGCGCUUCAACUCUCCCCCCAGCAACAGCCGCCCCUACGGCCGACGGCCUUGACCCAAAGGAGAGUCCAGGUGGGAAGAAAGUGAAGGUCCGGCCUCCCCCGCUGAAGAAAACCUUCGAUUCUGUUGACAACAGGGUUCUCUCUGAAGUGGAUUUUGAGGAGCGCUUUGCCGAGUUGCCUGAGUUCAAGCCGGAAGAGGUCUUGCCUUCACCUACGCUUCAGUCCCUUGCCACCUCUCCACGGGCCAUCCUGGGUAGCUACCGCAAGAAGCGCAAGAAUUCCACCGACCUCGACUCCUCCACGGAAGACCCCAUCUCCCCCAAACGGAAGAUGCGCCGUCGCUCCAGUUGCAGUUCGGAGCCCAACACUCCCAAGAGCGCCAAGUGUGAAGGAGACAUCUUCACUUUUGACAAAACAGGCACAGACACGGAUGACGUACUUGGAGAACUGGAGUAUGAGAAGGUGCCCUACUCUUCACUCCGACGUACCCUGGAUCAGAGGAGAGCUUUAGUCAUGCAGCUCUUCCAGGAUCAUGGCUUCUUCCCUUCAGCCCAAGCCACUGCAGCUUUCCAAGCCCGCUACUCGGACAUCUUCCCCACCAAGGUCUGCUUACAACUCAAGAUCCGGGAAGUGAGGCAGAAGAUUAUGCAGGCAGCCACUCCUACGGAGCAAGCCCCCAGCACGCCAGAGCCCGGAGGCGCCCCAGGCAGCGUUAUGGGGGUCAGCGGUGCAGAGGGACAGCUGGCGGAGUUGAGCCUCCCGCAAGACUCCGCCCAGAGCACAGAGGCUGCCCCGCCAGCAGCCAGCCCUUCCACCACAGCCGCUGGCUGGGACUGUAGCCAGCAGUCUUCUCCAGGGACGGCCGGUAGUAGCACCUCCACUGCCACCACCACCAGAUGAAGAGCCGCCCCCAACAGCAAGCAAGAAAAGCAGCCGCGUGGAGGGUGGGGGAGCCCCAGACCUUUACCCCCUCCCCCACACCCUUGCCCUGCUCCUCACCGGCGCCCCUCCCUUUGCUAACCUCACCUGCUCUCUUCUGUGACUGUACGGGAGAAGCUUCCGCAACCUGUAGACACUGCCUGGGCUCCUUGCAGGCCUCUUCAGCCAUUCUGAUCCGACAUGGAUGGGCCAUGGCCUUCCAACAGGUCCUUCUGCACCUUCCCUCCUCCCAAAAGAACUCAAGUUGGUGCUGACCUAUCGACCAUUCCAGGACACAGGCCAGGAGACCUCUGGGGAAGGAGGGGGGGGCUGCCAGAAGGCCCUCCCAGGUGCACCAACCAACCAACCAAACCCCUGUAAAAUAAGACCUCGUGUUAAUUUCUUCCCCACAUACCCCCACUCCCCCGCACACACAAACACUUAUCUCCUUCGAAUAAUGUUAUAAGUAUUUGGAGAUCCCACCAACUUGUUGCUUCUGUGUCAAGUCAUCGGGGCAGGGGGAGGGGGUGGGGUGGGGAAAGGGAGCCUUUUCCAUCCAUCCUUGCAGUGGGAAGAGUGGGAGGCUUGGGCCUCCCGGACAGGUGAUUGCUUUGGUCAUUUGGCAAGUUGGGUCACUUGGAGAAGCCAGAAGGAAGAAAGGAGGAGGAGGAGGAGAGAGAAGUCGAUCCAGGGCAAAGCUGGGCUCCGUGGAGUCUCGCCAAGAGAGCCUUGCAAAGAGGGGAACGAGGACUUUUGUGUGUGGCGCAGCCUAAAUCUGGACGGGAGUUUAAAAGAGGGGUCUUGGGAGAGAGGGAGCUGGCCUGGCGAGCUCCCCUCCCAAGUACGAGUGCCCUGGUGGCCACAGCCACAUGUUGACCAUGUGUAACCCCUUCUGUAUUGGGGUGGCCCCACCUCACAUACUAUUAAAGCUCUUUAACAAUCUGG
Messenger RNA from Pantherophis guttatus, 8581 nucleotides. It is a transcript of the gene CIC, whose product is annotated as capicua transcriptional repressor. NCBI's taxonomy places the organism in Eukaryota, Metazoa, Chordata, Lepidosauria, Squamata, Colubridae. Gene Ontology annotation, biological process: regulation of transcription by RNA polymerase II. Gene Ontology annotation, molecular function: DNA-binding transcription factor activity, RNA polymerase II-specific; RNA polymerase II transcription regulatory region sequence-specific DNA binding. The record is from RefSeq and is a predicted model, not a curated record. Gene Ontology annotation, cellular component: nucleus.